AAAACAAAAUGGGUAUUUAUUGCACGCUUAUAAACGAAUGUAAUUGCGCGCGGAAAAUGUCAACCUCUUGCUCGAAGCACUCACAAUUGUGCCAUUUUUUGCCUCGUCGGUAUUGAAAUAUCUUAUCAAUUACUUUACGGAAACAUUGGAGAAUUAAAUUCUAUUUAUCAGAGAUAAAAAUCAAGCACUAUACACUGAUACUCCUACUUUCUUUUCGACACGUUUCAAUAUAAUUUUACUCGAGUUCUUCUAUUUAUUUUGUGAUACUCUUCGUGUGUAAGAGUUAUCUUUAUUCUGAAAAUAUGUAAAGUAAAUACAAUCGUUUGUGUAUGUUUUAUUAUUGAGGAGAGAGAUAAAAUAUUAUCAUUGUAACUAUCAAUAUAUUGCCAUAAUCAUGUUCAAUAUAACAAAAUUUUGUACUUUAGCAAUUGGGAAAAAUAAUGCACUGAAAUCUCUAUCAUUUCGGCAUAGUUUAUACACUUAUGCUUCUAAACCAACAAUUAGGGAUAAAGCAUUGUUACUAAUGAAAAGGAACGAUGUUUGUAUUCAAAGGAAUUUACUUAAACAAGGAAAUGUUCUGGCUGUCAGGUUUGCUUCAAAAUCAACCCAAAACUCAGACAAAACUGUAGGAAAAUGGAUGUUGACUUGCAGUGGGAUGGUUUUUGUAGCUGUUGUUCUAGGAGGUGUAACAAGGCUUACAGAAUCUGGCUUAUCAAUGGUUACUUGGAAAUUACUAGGUGAAAAAAUGCCUACUACUGAAACUCAAUGGCACGAUGAAUUCGAACGUUACAAACAGUUUCCUGAAUAUAAGAUAACUAAUCAUGAUAUGACAUUGGGAGAAUUUAAACGUAUUUGGUGGAUGGAAUACUUGCACAGAAUGUGGGGACGUUUAAUAGGUGCAGUAUUUAUAGUGCCAGCAACUUAUUUUUGGGCAAAAAAAAUGCUGACACCAGGAAUGAAAAUCAGAGUAACUGUCCUGGGAUCAUUAAUUGGUUUACAAGGACUUAUGGGUUGGUACAUGGUUAAAUCUGGUUUGGAGGAAGAUCGUUUUGUGGAGCCAUCAGAUGUUCCUCGAGUAUCGCAGUAUCGUUUGGCCGCACAUUUGGGAAUGGCAUUUAUUAUAUAUACAGGAUUUCUAUAUAAUGCCUUAAGCUACUUAGUUCCUGCUAAGAACUUGGAUUUCAUUGCUUUGAACACUCACAUAACUGAUAUUAAACAAAAACUAAAAAGAUUUAGAAUGGUAGUUCAUUCAACAAAAGGAUUAGUGUUCCUUACUGCUUUGUCUGGAGCUUUUGUGGCAGGAAUGGAUGCAGGUCUUAUCUAUAACACAUUUCCGAAAAUGGCAAAUAAAUGGAUACCAGAUGAUAUACUGGCAAUAUCACCUAAAUGGAAAAAUUUUACUGAAAACCCAACUACUCUACAAUUUGAUCAUAGAAUUUUGGGUAUUACUACGUUAUCUUUAAUAACUUAUAUAGGAAUUGUAUCUCGCAGAUAUAAACUUCCUGGCAAUGCAAAGAAAGCUGUUGCUUUGGCUCUUUGCGCUGGUUAUUUGCAAGUUUUACUGGGAAUAACAACAUUAUUAACUCACGUGCCUUUAGCAUUAGCCGCAUUUCAUCAGUCGGGUAGUCUUCUUGUACUAAGCACAAUGAUUUGGUUGUGUCAUGAAUUAAAAUACUUAAAAUAUGUUGUUAAAUGAAACUACAAAGAAACAUUUGGUUAUAAAACGCUGUGAUGUGUAAUCAGUUUAAUACAUUACUAGGAAGUGAUAGGAUAAUUUUAUAAAAGUUUCACAACAUUAUGCUUUAUUUGACAAUGCAUUAAGUUAUAAUAAUCAAUAUUCAUAGAAAUUAAUUUACACAUAUGUAAGUAAUAAUAUACCUACAAUCGAAAUAUCAAAGUUUAAGUAAUUUUUAUAUCAUUUUGUAAGUGUAUUUAAUUUCAUUUUUAUAAAGAACAAAUAAAUACCUAUCCU
This is a messenger RNA of Nomia melanderi (Alkali bee), 1972 nucleotides long. The record is from RefSeq and is a predicted model, not a curated record. Lineage: Eukaryota; Metazoa; Arthropoda; Insecta; Hymenoptera; Halictidae.